This is a messenger RNA of Racocetra persica, 1051 nucleotides long. The record is from the annotation of a GenBank genome assembly. NCBI's taxonomy places the organism in Eukaryota, Fungi, Glomeromycota, Glomeromycetes, Diversisporales, Gigasporaceae.
GUCUUGAUUUUGAACAAUCUUGUAACAUGGCAAUUACAGGAAGGUAAAGAAGUACGCAAGUUAAUUGAACAAGAAUACAGAUCAUCAAAACGAAAUGAGGUGAAUUCUUUGGAUGUAGAACCUUAUGGUGAAGAUAAAAAAGGACGAAAAUUUUACUAUUUUGGAUAUGGUGCAAGAGUUUAUCGGGAGACUAUAACUCCUCAUAAAGGCAGCAAAUCUAAAAAAUACAACUGGGAGGUUAUAUCAACAACUUUAGAAGAUCUUGAAAAUUAUAUUAAUGACCCUAAAGAGUUGAAGUCGUCCGGUGGUAAAGAUAAAGCUUUUUACAACAAAGUGACGAAAGAACUCAUACCUGCUAUUAAACAAUCUAUUGAGGCAAAGGAGAGACGGGAAGCUCGAAAAUUGCGUCAAGAAAAACUAGCACAGAGAGUUGCUUUAUUACACGCGAAUUCUGAAGUUAUUGCUAGUCGUACUCGCAGUGGUACAAGGAGAGCGAUAGGUCUUGAACCUGACAAAAAAUCUGCAUCAACAUUAUCUUCUACCUCAUAUACUAAAAGUAGAUAUGACGAAGCUUAUAAUUAUUCUGCAGGACCACAUAUGACGCGGGCGAAAGCUGCUCGUGAAAGUGCAAAGCGAAAAUAUAUCGAUUAUGACGAUGAUGCCGACUCUCAAGACUCUUUAGGACGCCAAUCAACACGAUCAACACGAUCAACUCAAUCCAGUCUUGCAAGCAAAGUGGCAAGAAUCUCAACGAAUGAUUAUUCUCAACAAACGUCCGAUGAUCUUAGUUCACUUUCAAAUGGAAUUUCGACUGAUUUUAGAAUAGACGGAGAUGAGAUGAUUGUUAGUUCGCAGGAAAAAAUAAGUGAACCGAUGAGUCGAUCUGUUUCAAACAUUAGUCAAACUUCAUCCACUUCCAAAUUAUCUCGAGAAAUUUUUGCAACAGACUCUAUAACAUCGGUAUCGGAAAAGGCAGGCGAUGAUGAUUAUAAAGAGGUUUUUGGUUCAGACGAUGGUACUGAAUUAUCUGAGCCUGAAGAAGUUUUAGGCA